This is a messenger RNA of Menidia menidia (Atlantic silverside), 2017 nucleotides long. The record is from the annotation of a GenBank genome assembly. Lineage: Eukaryota; Metazoa; Chordata; Actinopteri; Atheriniformes; Atherinopsidae.
AAUGAAUCAUUUUUCUUCUUGUUGCCAAACAAACAAACACCUUCCACAGGUGGAAGCGGUGGAAGGAGGGGGCGGAUAUUCUGGAUAUUCUCGCCGGGUUUGAAAAGGGAGGAGAUGAAGGGGUGGAACUGUGAGGCAUGGCAACGCGGGCCUAUAAAGACGCGGGCGCUCCGUGUCUGAGGCUGAGUUCAGCUCUCCUCCUCACAGAGCACCAGCACCUGGGCGAAGCCAUGCUCAGCCUCAUCAAACUGCCGCGAGUCUUCACCAUCAAUCAGGUGCCCAAAGUUUUCCAUGAAGACAGCAUCAUUUCGGGGUACCGGCACCCUCGGAGUUCAGCGACAGACUGCAUCCUCAGCCUCUUUCAGCUGACCAAUGAGACGCUCAACAUCUGGACGCACUUUCUGCCCACCUGGUACUUCCUGUGGAAGCUGGCCAGCGUGGUCCUGAUGCAGACGGCCUGGCAGGACCCCUUCACCUGGCCCCUGGUGGUCUUCCUCCUGUCCUGCUGCGUUUACCCGCUGGCCUCCAGCUGCGCCCACACCUUCAGCAGCAUGUCGGCGCGGGCGCGCCACAUCUGCUUCUUCUUCGACUACGGGGCGCUCAGCUUCUACAGCCUGGGGUCAGCAGUCGUUUAUUCGGGCUACGUUUUCCCCGACAAAUGGGUGAACAGCUCCUUUCAUCGGUGUUACGUCCCCAUGGCCGUGUUAAACACUGUCGUGUGCACCGCCCUGGCCUGCUACUCCAGGCUUGGUGUACCAUUUCUACACUACAAUCAUGAUGUUGUAAAAAGAUUCCCUGAGUGUCAGAGCCCAAAGUUCAGCAAACCUCUGCGGGUUGUUGCCUUUGCCUACCCGUACCUGUUCGACAACAUUCCUCUGUUCUACAGGGUGUUCCUGUGUGCAGGAGAGGGCUGCACAGACAACGACGCCAACAUCCUCCACUACAACCACAUCUCCCUGGCUUUCCUGACGGGUUUUCUCUUUGCCACACAUUUACCUGAGCGUCUGGCACCCGGCAGCUUUGACUACAUAGGUCACAGCCAUCAGCUCUUCCACGUGUGCGCCAUCCUGGGCACGCACUUCCAGAUGAAGGCCCUGGAGCAAGACAUGGCGACGCGUCGGCCCUGGCUGGCUUCAAACUCCAUUCCCAUCUCUUUUGCCAACUCGCUGGGUCCGGCUCUGCUCUGCGUGGUGGUGAAUUUGAUCAUCAUCGCACUCUUCAGCAUUCCUCUCAUCUCUGCCCCGGCGUGCCAAGAGAGGAAACAAGCCACAGACACAAAGAAAGCCUCGGCCACACUCUGCUCCUGCCACUGAAAAUCGGCUCCACGAGUAACAGAUGAAUUAAAGGAGCGCAUUGUGACAAUGCAAAACUACUGUGUUCACACAAAUUAAGGUCAUAGUUCAGAAAUCCUUCUGAUGGCAGCUGUUUAAUGUGUUGAAAAACCGCAGGAAAGAAAUGUACAAGCUGCACAAAGACGUUCCUCUCUUUAGAAAAGUAACAAAGAAUUAUUUGACUCAAUGCGUUAUGAAUUUAAGAGUUUCAAAGGAAAGCUAGACAAGGGGCAGGCUGGUGCUUUUAUAUUUAUUAAGAUAUUUCUAUGCUGAGUUUUCUGAUUUCCACUGAUGUGGUGUGUGAAGAGACUGUCCAGAACAAAAAGGUUUCCAUGUACAUAUUUCCCCUUUAGUUUUUAACUUUAGGAAUGAAUUGAGGCACUGUGCCGUCUCAUAUUCAUAACUGUAGCUGCACUCGGCCCUUUUUGAAUUGCACUAUUCGGUUGUGACAGACACCAAAUAACCAGCAGAGUAAAUACCUCAUAACUUAAAAGAUCUGUUACUGAUUGCGUAUUCUAAUCUGGGUUUGUUGUUUAAGAUUAAUUUAUUUCCGUUAUAUGAGUAAUGUGUCUAGAACUGAAUAAUGCUUGACAUGAAAGGUAUUUUAGUAUACAAUUAUUUAUUAAAGAUUUUUCAAAUAAACUUUAAACCAAAGCUGUGCUUUGUUCAUUCUGUUCACCUUUUAU